AUGGAUCAACUGUUGGAUCGUAUUGCACUCUUGCAAGAUAUCUGUCGAAAGGACAAUAUCAUCAUUUCUCAAUAUGAAAAACAGCUUGCCAGUCAGUCAAACCAUAUUGCUUAUUUGGAAUCCCGACUGCGUUCUUACUCGAGCACUCCUCACUCGUCGUCUGCAACAACAGAGCAUAUCAAUAACAAUCCGCAUCAUACAUACCGUCCUUCGCCUACAGUCUCUAAUACUGAAAAUCGUAUACAGACUCAUCAGCUGUAUAAUUACUCAUAUUAUGGUCAAAAACCGCCGAAUCCAUUUACUCCAGUUGGCGCUGCUGGCCCAGCUGAUGUUCAUGUUAUUCCACAAACUGCUCCUUGGAAUCAGUCUGCUCCUCCUGCAAACUAUAACCCAUCGUAUUCCAACUCCAAUUCAGCUACUCCUUGUCUUUCUAAAACUUUAAACCAUCCUUUUACUUCAUCCAGGACUUCUUAUCCGCCAACUAAUACCAAUCGUGAUUAUAGAGAGCUUCCUACCUUUGAACCAGCUGCUACCCCAAUUCAUCAGUCUAGCGUUCCAAAUGAUGUUGGUUCUACUUCAGAACCUCAUAUAGUUCAAUCAGAAGGAAUUCCGACAGAGUCUAACGCUCCAGCUUAUACCAAGGCCUCUGAUACGGUUCCAGCUGAAACAUUCGGGGUUGAAUCUGUUACUAGUCUUGCGCCAACCAAUCUGAAACCUGUGUUGCCUACUGCUCAACUUUUAAAAACAGUUACUGACUCGGGAGUUUCAAUUCAGCAUGAAAGUACACCCAUAUCUACUGAGUCGGUUCAAGCGACUCAUGACACUCCUCCAGCUGUAGUCGAGACUGAGCAAUUGGAAAACAAUUCCAUGGAAGAUGUUCAGGAAACCACAACACAACUCAUCUCUACAGAUUGUCCUACUGUAACUACAGCUGCUCUGGAGAGCAACACAGUUGCUGCUAGUCCAUCAAUCGAUCACUUGGAACAUUCUACAGCUGUCCUAGAUCCACCUCUUACUAUCGAACCAGUUAUUGAGGAAACUCCCGUUCAGUCUAAAUUGCCUUUAGAAGAGCCCAUUGUUGAAAAAUUGGUCCAAAUUCAAAAACCUGAAACAGAAACUUUAAUCGAGUCUUCUAAUAAGGUGGUUGAACACCCUGAAGUGGAACCCAUAGAUCAUGAUUUAAAUGAUAAUCAUACAAGCCCUGUAUUGGAUGCUUUGCCCAUCACUCAAGGCAUUGAUAAGGAGAUUGUAUCUGAUGUGACUAAUUCAAAGUCCUUGAAUGAUUCUAAACCCCUGACUAAUGCUUCCAUCGAAUCGGAUAUGCCUGUUGAAAACGUUGAAAAAGAACCUAUUGAAAAUACUGAUCUUGAAAACACAAUACCAACUGCAGAUGAGCCAUCCUCUAUUGCACCUGUAGUAAACACAUCGCCAGCGCAGUCUUCUGAUAACGACUUUUGUCUUGAUGCUUCUGAAAAUAAACUCAUCAGCUGGACAACUGUCAUUCGCAAAUCGCAUCCUGGAUCUUUAUCUCACAUGCGGCCGUCAACUCGCGAUGUCAUCCGCAGUGCAAUUCGUGAUUUUUUAACAAGUAUCAUCGGUUCCAAAAACACAGCGUUGUGUAUCGUAUUUGAUAAAAGUAAUCGAAGUGAGCCCGCUAUUCCAGAAAUUAUGCUCCCUGCAUUUUUGAUUUGGUUUAACAACCUGCUCGAUAAUGGGUUGUUGGAGAAUAAUCGUAAAUCAAAAUCAAAAAAAAGUAUCGAAAACCAAUCUGGUUUGCCAGCAACACCGGCAAAAGCAAUCGAUACUAAACUGUUUUUCAAUGAAACAAGCGAUACGAUUGAAGACGGAAGCGUUGACCAGGUGGAAACUGCCGUCGAGACAAAACACACUAUAGAAGCCAAAGACAAUGAUAUAUUUGAUGCCAAAGCAGCAGGUACGGAAGCAAUCAAAUUUGUGAGCAAUGUAAAAGCCGAUGGUUUGGAUGAAUCCACUAUACAGAAUGACCAAAUGGAAUGUGAAGAGGAAUCCAACACUUUGAGUAACUCUGCGACAGAUUGCUGGUGUGCAUGGGUCGAUAUCAUUCGACAAAAAUAUCCCCAGUUUAUUGCCAAGGACAAUGCUUGGGCCGAGUUUUCAACACUUUUUUCCAAUCGGAAUCAUCUAGGCAAUGUCAUGGUCAAGAGCUUGUUUGGAUCACAAAAAUUCACAUACCAGGGAAUUCCACCUGAAAUACAAGUUCAAUUCUUGACUGAAUUCGAGUCGGCUUUUGUUCGUAAAAAGACCGAGGUCUUUACUCCCGCUAAAAAAGACAGUGUUAUUCUUCCUAUAUACCGUGCAUGGCCUACUCCUACUCAUGAGCAGAAAGCGCUUGCAUUCCAACACAACAUGGUGAUAUGGAGGAGUACUCUGGAAAGAGUCAGGGGCAACUUAUUUGAUGGGAUCAAUAAUGUACCGCCCUUGGCCAUCACACGCAUCAUUCAUGCAGCACAAGAGUUUAUUUCAAACCUCAAAACUGACAAAGAAAGUGCCGAAAUCUUAAAAUGUGGACACUUUAUCCCAAGACAUUGCAUUAAUAGAUUUUCCCACUGGCUAAAAUCGACUGGCUGUUAUACCGGAGAACUUAGCAGCACUAUUAGCGCUUCAAUUACCAGCAACACUUUUGGUUUAAUCAAAACUAUGCCUGCCCAGGUUGAUGAAAAUACAGAAACUCCCGAGAAAUCUGCUAAUGGUGCGGCACCAAGUACUUCUUCUCACACACCCACUACUGCAUCUCUAGUAUUCACACCUACUAAACCAAGUAUUAGUAAAACUACACUUGCAAAGCGUCGUGCCGCUGAAUCGAAAUCCGCACCCUCUUCAAAGUAUGCCAAAAUCUUGGAGUUGGAUUCUUCUGCAACGAAUGAUGCAUCUAGUCAAGAUUAUGCUCUACCAUCAGAUAACGUCAGCUCUGCAUUCAUAAAAAGUGGUCCGACUGAUGAUUACACAUUCACAAAUCAUAGUAGCGGCGAUGACACCAAACCAAUUAAAAGUGAGAUGCUUUUUUCAUCAGCCAAGACAUUGUCGCAACCUAGAAGGUCCAUGCGUCGCGAAAAAAGUGUGCCAUCUACUCAACCUCGCUCCAAUGACACCCUUCUCAAUACUCCUGUAGCAGGAUCACUCAGAAAAAAUAUAAAGAGUCAAUCAGCCGACUUGAUCCAGCUCAAGCUUGAAGCAAGUCCAAGUGUUGAAUCGAAAGGCGAAUACACACAAUCCAAUUCAGAUACGGCUGCUACUUUAACUGAUGCUGGCUUCUCUGCAUUUAAAAUGAAGGAUAAACAUGCAUCAUCAAAGACGCAGGAUGAUCAAAAGAAAACUGUUGACCAAGGGGCUUUGACACCUGUAUCACGCCGUGUUUUAUCCACCAAUACACCUGAUCUGUGCAGUCCAAAUUACAGCGAAGCAUCAAGUAUGGUCAAUAAUAAUAUCCCUCAAAUCGUGCAUAUUGAUGGCAAGAGUCUCCGUAUCUCUCGAUACAAUCACGUACUUAAAUCCAUGGUGCCAAUCUACAACACUCUUCCCAAAAACAAAAGAGUGGAGAUGAAGCGGGCAGUUAAAAAAUAUUUAACAGAGAGUCUUGGUGAAAACUUUGAGCAAUGUGUGUUGCGCACCCUUCGUGAUGGACCAGGCUCUGGUAUACAUCAUACUUAUGGUGUUCCAGAAACUAUUGAACCCGAAUUUCGUAAAUGGAGUGCAACAACCAUGACACGUAUCUUUGGGUCAUGGUUGGGUUCGUCUAUAACUAUCUAAACUAUUUUUAAGCAUGGGUUUAUCUAUUUUGAUAAGUUGUAGACUUUUCCAGAAUAAAUCAAUAUGGUAUGCUUGGUCCGAUU
Molecule: messenger RNA, 3869 nt
Organism: Batrachochytrium dendrobatidis JAM81
Lineage: Eukaryota; Fungi; Chytridiomycota; Chytridiomycetes; Rhizophydiales
Exons: 2
Coding region: 1-3786 (1261 amino acids)
Source: RefSeq, a predicted model, not a curated record